Onychomys torridus (southern grasshopper mouse) is the source of this 2910-nucleotide messenger RNA. RefSeq names its product clavesin 1 (gene Clvs1). The transcript is spliced from 7 exons. The record is from RefSeq and is a predicted model, not a curated record. NCBI's taxonomy places the organism in Eukaryota, Metazoa, Chordata, Mammalia, Rodentia, Cricetidae. Gene Ontology annotation, cellular component: membrane. The coding region runs from base 463 to 1527 and encodes 354 amino acids. Gene Ontology annotation, molecular function: phosphatidylinositol bisphosphate binding.
GGCGCACACGCCUCCUACCCAAAUCACAGCCCCGUGUAGCCCCGUCUCUCAUUCACAGCUUUCUAGAGAAAUCUGAGCUCCAACUGCCAGGAUAGGGGAUCUCACCCACCCAGUUCAGCCGCGCGGACACCUGCAGAAACACAUUCUCAAAGCAAGCCUGGGCGGCGGUGUGAAGAGCCAUUCUUCAUAAGUGGACUCUGGCUGGCUUUGAUCUUCUCUGCUGUUGUGGCACUGUGACUUGGACAGAAGAGGUGACAAGCAGGGUGCAGGAUAAAAAGCAUGGAGCCGGCAUUAAGCAAUGGCCUCGAUUUUCCUUCUCUUUUGGAUGGCCACCACCACAUAGGGCCUGAAUGUCCGGCUGUUUUUCAAGGACAGAAAGAAGACUCUUUAUUUGUCUGAUUUGGGGGCAGCCUUGUAGGAGAACCAUUGAAUGGGCCACGGAUUCAGCACACUUUCAUGUGAAUGGGACCAGUUUCUGUUCUUCCCAAACCUCAGAGCUUAAGCACUUGGGAAGAAGAUUUGGCCAAGAUGACACACUUGCAGGCUGGGCUCAGUCCAGACACAAUAGAGAAAGCCCGCCUAGAACUGAAUGAAAACCCGGAUGUUUUACAUCAGGACAUUCAACAGGUCAGAGACAUGAUCAUCACCAGGCCGGACAUUGGGUUUUUACGUACAGAUGAUGCCUUCAUCCUGCGUUUUCUCCGAGCCAGGAAGUUUCACCAAGCCGAUGCCUUCAGACUCCUGGCCCAGUACUUUCAGUACCGCCAGCUAAACCUGGACAUGUUCAAAAACUUCAAGGCAGAUGAUCCUGGCAUUAAGAGGGCUUUGAUUGAUGGAUUCCCUGGAGUGCUGGAAAACCGUGACCACUACGGCAGGAAGAUUCUCCUGCUGUUUGCUGCCAAUUGGGAUCAGAGUAGGAACUCCUUCACAGACAUCCUUCGUGCCAUUCUGCUGUCCCUGGAAGUUCUUAUUGAAGAUCCAGAGCUGCAAAUAAAUGGUUUCAUUUUAAUUAUAGACUGGAGCAAUUUUUCCUUCAAACAAGCCUCCAAAUUGACACCUUCGAUCCUUAAGCUGGCCAUUGAAGGGUUGCAGGAUAGCUUUCCUGCCCGCUUUGGAGGCGUCCAUUUUGUCAACCAGCCCUGGUACAUCCAUGCCCUGUACACGCUCAUCAAGCCAUUCCUUAAAGACAAGACAAGAAAGCGGAUUUUCUUACAUGGAAACAAUUUAAACAGCCUUCACCAGCUGAUACACCCCGAGUUUCUGCCCUCUGAAUUUGGAGGAACCCUCCCUCCUUAUGACAUGGGGACUUGGGCCCGGACAUUACUUGGUCCUGACUACAGUGAUGAAAAUGACUAUACCCACACCUCCUAUAAUGCCAUGCACGUGAAACACACCUGCUCCAACCUGGAGAGAGAGUGCUCACCCAAGCCCAUGAAACGGUCUCAGUCUGUGGUAGAAGCUGGAACCCUGAAACAUGAAGAGAAGGGAGAAAAUGAGAACACGCAGCCGCUGCUGGCUCUGGACUGAGCCGCAUCACGUGAUGCUGCCAUGCACAAGCCUCCAGUGGAGCCGCCCCCGGGAAGCGCCUGUGCGACCGACCUACAGACACAUGUGCUGUGCUUGACAUGAGGUCCUCCACUCCAUCCCCAGCCACGACUGUCAGCAGCCACUGGUCUGAGCAGCUCACACUGGACAAAGAUCUGAGAGAUGCUUUUAAAACUUCAUUUAACUAAUUUCUCUUUUAGGGAGGGGUCGGGGGGGAUGAAGCAAGGCAUUGAUGUAAAAACGAUUCUCCCUCCCCACAUAUAUAUGGUAGCAAAUGUACUUUAAAAAGGAAAGACUAAAUUUGCUGCUUAUCCACUAGGACAAGAAUUGCUCUAAGGAUUUACACAGGAACCCUUUCCAGGUUUUGCAAAUUAAGAUGAAGCGCAUUUCUGAAUACAGCAGAGUUAAACCAUGCAGACACAGUGUCAAAUUUAAGGGAGUGCAGAACCCCAAGACAAUAGUAGCUACAAUAAUUUUCAGUUUUAUUGACUUAUUUUCUGGCCCAUCACCAGCAUCUAAGUGUUCAGCCUGAGAGCGUGACCUCACAGGUCUGGCUGUUUGCAAAGUUUUUAAUUUAAAUAUCCUGCAAGAAUGAUUUGGACAUCACAUUGUUAAUCAGGCCACCAGCUGACUUCAUGAACUGGUUUUAAAGAAGUCUCAGCCAGUUCACAGAUGACUGCUUCUUCUUAGCAAAGUGAUCUCCUGCAGGCAUCAAGCGGAGUGUCUACAGAGAGGAGACAACUCAUUGAAAAAAACACACUGAUGAGCCCAUUCAAGUUAGUUCUUGGGUUUCUACAGCAAAGAAACAUGCUAGCAAGUUACCUAGUCCCCACCCUCCUAUGAACUGUGGAGAAGGCCCUGAGCAGGCAGUCGAUAUAUCACACAGAAAGACCCUUGAGGAUGGCUCAGCAUGUAAGUACCGAGCUAAGAGAAGACCAAGAAUGCAAGAUGAAAUGCCAAAGACCAAUCUACUUCUUUAUCCAUUCUCCUUAGAAACGGACCCCCAGUCCCCACUCACAGGAAGUCAGACAGAAAACAGACAUCAAAGGUUAGGAUAUUUUAUCUGUGUCAUGUUUCCCAAGACCAUUUGAGUUGAUGUAGGUAUCGAUUCCCCACCUAUCUGUACAACAUAGGCACAUGACCAAAGUGCUUAAUGUCAAAUGAAAAAUUUUAAUUGAUAAUGCUUAGUAAAAUAUUUUACAUUUUAAGCAUUUGGUAGGUUGAUUUGUUAGUUGAACAACCUAAAGGAAACAGGAAACCAAUUCAACUUUCAACCAGCCAUAAUACCUAAACAAUAUUGCUAAUUGUGGGCACCUCUCUUCUGUCUCCCUUCUCCUGCCUCUUUCUCUUUCUGUGUGUCUCUUG